This is a messenger RNA of Aspergillus chevalieri, 1692 nucleotides long. RefSeq names its product Zn(II)2Cys6 transcription factor. The record is from RefSeq and is a predicted model, not a curated record. Gene Ontology annotation, biological process: regulation of DNA-templated transcription. Bases 1 to 1692 code for a protein of 563 amino acids. The transcript is spliced from 4 exons. Gene Ontology annotation, molecular function: zinc ion binding; DNA-binding transcription factor activity, RNA polymerase II-specific. Lineage: Eukaryota; Fungi; Ascomycota; Eurotiomycetes; Eurotiales; Aspergillaceae.
AUGGCUUAUGGUGGAAAGCCUAGUACCGGGUGCCAGAAUUGCCGUCAGAGACGGAUCAAAUGCGAUGAGGCGCGUCCGCAUUGUAGGGCCUGUGUCCGGACUGGUCGGACUUGCCCCGGGUACCAACAUCCACUCGAUGUCGCGCUAAGAGGGCAGACAGCUUUCCAGCGCAAGAAAAAGGGUGCCCCAGGUAAGCAGUCUUCUGCCUCAAAGGCAGUCGUGCCGGCAACGACACCUUCGUCAUCGGAUGAUUCGAUAUCUACUAUUGUUGAUAUUCCCCAUACUCCAGAGACACUAGUUUCUUCGGUUUCACCAGUUUCAACCUCUAGCGACUCUAUCCCCCAUACACUAGAGAUUUCCCGACUGGUACCACCGGUUCCACCGGUCCCAACUUUCAAUGUCUCUAUUCCUCGCAGUAUCUACCUACCUAUGGAGGAUACGGUCAUUCCAUUGUUUUUCAAUUCGUAUCUUUAUCUCCCAAAGGAUCCUCAGAUCAGCAAUGGCUUCUUAGACCUCCUGCCUCAGUUUUAUUCCGAGACGCAAGUAGGAUCGUCUGUGCAUCUGAGCUUACUCGCAGUCUCUGCCUUUUCCGUGGCUGCCUGGACCGGUGAACGGAAUUCGCUUCAGUUGGCCGAACACUCGUUCCUCAGAGCUCUUCGGAAGACGCGUGAAGUACUACAGACAGAUAUUGAUGGGAAUUUGAACGAGAUUCUGUUGACUGUUCUCUUACUUUCAUUAUAUGAGGAUUUCGUGUCUAAACGAGAUCGACAACUCCCUCCUCGGGAUCAUCUACGCGGAGCUAUUGCAUUGAUCAAUAGCAGGAGACCUGAACAAUUGGACUCACCUUCAUGCAGAUUAUUGGCGGAUGGUGUUGAGCACGAAGUCAUCCGAACGUCAAUGGGCCUGGCUCAUCCAAUGGUCCCAACCCCGAAGGUUUGGCCACUCACAGCACCAAUAGCCCAGACAGCACCAGAACAAUUACAAAUGGCCUCAUCUGGACUGGUAAAUCUCCGAUUAGCAUGGGAGUCACUCGCAUCAAGGCCUCCGUCACAGAUUACUGAAUCUGAAAUACUGCACCUUAUGUCACAAGCCCAAGAACUGGAUUCCAAACUUGUUAACUGGGUUCACACGGUACCACCGAAUUGGCUUCCUAGUCCUGCAACUAUGAUACCACAAUCCGUCCGUGCGGCAGGCGUCUUUAACGACCGAUGCGACUGUUACUCGGAUUUAUGGGUAGCAGCAACAUGGAAUUCCUACCGCGACUCGCGUAUCGUGGUGCAGAAGAUUAUCCUCAGUUGUCUACGCAUGCUUACCGACACUGACACCAACAUUAACGCCUCCUCGCCUUCAAACCAGGCCACACUAGCUGUGAAAUCCACCGCCGAAGCCACCAUCCAAUCCCUCGCCAUGGACAUCUGCGCCUGCGUCCCCUUCCUCCUCGGCAGCCAGAUGGAGUCUGUCCAAUUGAACCCAUAUAAAGUCGAGUACCCUGAGGCAGAAGGGAGGCCGCUUACGCAAGGGCAUCAGCAAACGGCGCCGUUGCUGGGUGGGUGGUUCCUGAUAACGUUCUUGGGCAAUCUGUGUACGUCGGGGCUUUGCUUAAGUGAGGAACAUCUAGGAUGGAUAAGGGGACAGAUGCAGAGGAUAUUGCAGAUUUAUAAUUUUGGGUUUGUCCCACCGUCACAAGUGUAG